GGGGAGGGGGGACACAGAGGGAGGAAGAAGCGGCGGCGGCGGAUCCUCUUUGUAGAGGGGAAAACUCCGAGGUAUAAGAGCAAGAAUAAUGCGGUAGCAAGGCGGGCUGCUUGCUCCCGGCUCCCGGCUCCGGCAGCAGCGGCGGCGGCCCGAGCGGCGGCAGCCCCGGUAGCACUCCCAGGCGCUGACAGCCCCGCCGGCAGGCUCCCUCGCUGACCGCCGGCUGUCAAUGGAGCUGGAAAACAUCGUGGCCAACACGGUCUUGCUGAAAGCCAGGGAAGAACUUUUUCAUCAUCCUGAAGAGAAACUCUGCCCAGGGGAGGAGGAAAGCGCAAAGGGAAAAGCAAGAAGUGGAAGGAAAUCCUGAAGUUCCCUCACAUUAGCCAGUGCGAAGACCUCCGAAGGACCAUAGACAGAGAUUACUGCAGUUUAUGUGACAAGCAGCCAAUUGGGAGGCUGCUUUUUCGGCAGUUCUGUGAAACCAAACCUGGGCUGGAGUGUUACAUUCAGUUCCUAGACUCAGUGGCAGAAUAUGAAGUUACUCCAGAUGAAAAACUGGGAGAAAAAGGGAAGGAAAUUAUGACCAAGUACCUCACCCCAAAGCCCGGCUUCUUUGCGGCUCCUCCUGAUAUCCUUGAAGCUGAUGUACCAGCUGCGGCUCCGCACGGCAGGCCAGAGCAUGCCCAUCUGGAUCCCUUUUCUUUUCUUGUGACCUUCCAGUCCCCAGUCUUCAUCGCCCAAGUUGGUCGGAACCUGGCCUCUCAGACAGAGGAGAAGCUCCUUCAGAAGCCCUGCAAAGAACUCUUUUCUGCCUGUGUACGGUCUGUCCAUGACUACCUGAGGGGAGAGCCAUUCCACGAGUAUCUGGACAGUAUGUAUUUUGAUCGUUUUCUCCAGUGGAAGUGGUUGGAAAGACAACCGGUAACCAAAAACACUUUCAGGCAGUACAGAGUACUCGGAAAAGGGGGCUUCGGGGAGGUCUGUGCCUGCCAGGUUCGGGCCACAGGUAAGAUGUAUGCGUGCAAGCGCCUGGAGAAGAAGAGGAUCAAAAAGCGGAAAGGGGAGUCCAUGGCCCUCAACGAGAAGCAGAUCCUGGAGAAGGUCAACAGUCGGUUUGUGGUCAACCUGGCCUAUGCCUACGAGACCAAGGAUGCGCUGUGCUUGGUUCUGACCAUCAUGAAUGGGGGUGACUUAAAGUUCCACAUCUACAACAUGGGUAACCCCGGCUUCGAGGAGGAGCGAGCCUUGUUCUACGCGGCAGAGAUCCUGUGCGGCUUGGAAGACCUCCACCGCGAGAACACCGUCUACAGAGAUCUGAAACCUGAGAACAUCCUGUUGGAUGAUUAUGGCCACAUUAGGAUCUCGGACCUGGGUCUGGCUGUGAAGAUCCCCGAGGGAGACCUGAUCCGUGGCCGGGUGGGCACCGUCGGCUACAUGGCGCCAGAGGUCCUGAACAACCAGAGGUAUGCACUGAGCCCUGACUACUGGGGUCUGGGCUGCCUCAUCUACGAGAUGAUCGAGGGCCAGUCGCCGUUCCGAGGCCGCAAGGAGAAGGUGAAGCGGGACGAGGUGGACCGCCGGGUGCUGGAGUCGGAGGAGGUGUACUCCCACAAGUUCUCGGAGGAGGCCAAGGCCAUCUGCAAAAGGCUGCUCACCAAAGACGCAAAGCAGAGACUGGGCUGCCAGGAGGAGGGGGCUGCGGAGGUCAAGAGGCACCCCUUCUUCAGGAACAUGAAUUUCAAGCGCUUAGAAGCCGGGAUGUUGGACCCCCCCUUCAUUCCAGAUCCCCGAGCCGUGUACUGCAAGGACGUGCUGGACAUCGAGCAGUUCUCCACCGUGAAGGGCGUGAACCUGGACCACACGGAUGACGACUUCUACUCCAAGUUCUCCACGGGCUCUGUGUCCAUCCCCUGGCAGAGCGAGAUGAUAGAAACAGAGUGCUUUAAGGAGCUGAAUGUGUUCGGGCCCAACGGUACCCUCUCGCCGGACCUGAACAGAAGUCACCUUCCAGACCCGCCAAAGAAAGGGCUGCUGCAGAGAAUCUUCAAGCGUCAGCACCAGAACAAUUCCAGGAGAACGCCCAACUCCAAGACCAGUUUUAACCACCACAUAAAUUCAAACCACAUCAGUUCCAACUCUGCCGGGAGCAGCUAGUUGCAGCUAAGCUGGGCGUCCACGACGGGACCGGCACAGACUCCUCUCCUCAGACGUGGACCCUGUGGGCAGGGAGCCCUCCGGAGCUGGGGAAAGAGGCCACCCAUCCCUCCACCGGGGGCCUCCAGGUUUCUCAGAGAGAUUUCCACUCAGGUCUGUUUUCAGAGGUGGCCCUCGAGCCGAGGCAGAUUGGAGUUGUCUCUGUCGAACAUUGCAAUAGAAAUCCAAUUGGAUACAACUUGCACGUAUUUUUAACAGCGUCAUAACUAGAACUGAAUUUUGUCUUUAUUAUUUUUAAAGAAAAGUUUUGUAAAUUUC
Molecule: messenger RNA, 2472 nt
Organism: Manis pentadactyla (Chinese pangolin)
Lineage: Eukaryota; Metazoa; Chordata; Mammalia; Pholidota; Manidae
Gene: GRK5
Product: G protein-coupled receptor kinase 5
Exons: 18
Coding region: 580-2154 (524 amino acids)
Biological process (GO): regulation of signal transduction; protein phosphorylation; signal transduction
Cellular component (GO): cytoplasm
Molecular function (GO): ATP binding; G protein-coupled receptor kinase activity
Source: RefSeq, a predicted model, not a curated record